AGUUUAUCGUUAGGAUGCCGGAUAUACGUCGUCAAACUCGAAGCCUGUAAAAUUUUUCCUUUGUUAUCCCAUUUUCAAUGUUUUCAAGCACGCAUUAUUAAACAAUUUGUCAUCUUCCACUUCCGGUACUUCCCAAGGGAAAAAUACUUCCCUUCUUGUGUUUUUUACUAUAUUGCCAAAUAUUCAGAUUUGGCUUCUUUCCCCUCUUUUUUGGGUUCACCAAUUUGUUCUUGUCGUGCUCUGUUGUUGAUUUGAGCGUCCCUUCCCUUCGGUGCUUUUUGCAACAAUGGGUACUCAGCUCCAUCACAACUUGGUUCAAACCCCCACCAGUAAUGGCAAGCACCUCAAAAAAUGGCGCCUAGCCUUUGAUGCCAUCUUUUUUUCUAAAACACUGCUCUAUGUUGCCAAAAACGCUGUAAAACAGCAGUUAAAUGGCAGACUAUUGCGCACUCUGUCCUACACGGCAAUUGAUAUCAAGACACAGACUGAGCACUUUGAUAAAGUAAGUCUCUCCAAGCUUGUGGAGGAGGAAAAUCUUGACCAACUUAGAAGUUUUGGUGGGGUUGAUGGUGUUGUUGCAGCCCUGAAAAGUGAUGCAAAGAAUGGAAUCAGAGAUGAUCAUGCAGAUGUUUUCAAUCGACAAAUGGCCUUUGGUUCAAACACGUAUGAAAGGCCACCAGCAAAAAGCUUGUUCAACUUUGUGUUAAAGGCCUUCAAAGAUCCCAUGAUCAUCCUUGCGGUUGUGUGCAGUGCCUUUUCUCUUGGGUUUGGUAUUAGAAAGCAUGGACUGACAAAAGGAUGGAGUGACGGAGGCAGCAUAUUUCUCGCUAUUUCUAUAGUUAUCAUGGCAUCUUCUGUCAGCAACUACUGGCCCAACAGACAAUUCAACAAGCUGUCCCAAAUCAGUUACACUAUGAAGGUGGAAGUUGUCAGGAGUGGGUGGAGGCAGCAUAUCCCAGUUGAUCAAAUUGUGGUAGGAGAUGUUGUUUGUCUAAGGAUUGGGGAUAAAAUUCCCGCUGAUGGGUUGUUCUUACACGGCCAUUUAUUAUCAAUUGAUAAAUCAAGCCUGACAAUGAACAUUGACAUCGUGGCUGUUAACUGUCAUCUGAAUCCCUUUUUGUGGUCUGGCUCUAUGGUGGCAGAUGGGUAUGCCCUGAUGCUUGUCACAUCUGUUGGCAUGAACACAAAAUGGGGCAAGAUGCUUAGCACAAAAUGGAAAGAUCCACAUGAAACGACACCUAUACAGGCCCGGCUGCAAGCAAUAACUUCUUUAACCAGUAAAGUUGGCUUGAUGGUAGCUUCAUUGGUUUUCUUGGUGUGGUUGGUUCAUUACUUCAAGGGGGAAAUGAGAAACGGAUAUGUGCCAGGCAAGACAGAAUUUCAUGAAGUUUUCUGUGAGAUGGUUGGAAUACUAGCCACUGUAAUUGCUAUUGCAGCAGGAGCAGUUGCAGAGGGCUUACCAUUGGCUGUUGUAAUCACUCUUGCUUAUUCAAUGAAGAGUAUGACAAAUAAUCACACUAUUGUCAGAAAACAUUCAGCCUGUGAGGCAAUAGCCUCAGCCACCACCAUCUGCACAAAAUUGAAUCAGAUGGCAGUAACAAAGUUUUGGUUAGGGCAAGGAUUCAUUGAACAAGGUGCCUACUCACAAGUUGCACCAACCAUCAUUGAAUUGCUCCACCAAGCAGUUGGUCUACACACAACUCAAAACUCUUCAAAAGUUUCCUCAUUCAUUUGGACUCCAAUAGAAAAGGCGAUCAUUUGUUGGGCCAUCCAGGAGAUGGGCAUGAAUACUCGGGAAUUGAAGGAAACCUGCAGCAUUCUACAUGGUGAAGCAUUUGAUUCAAAGAAGAGACGUGGUGGGUUUUUGAUGAAGAAGAAUAAUGAUAAUACAAUCCAUGUGCACUGGAAAGGGACACCAGAGGCUAUACUAGCCAUGUGUUCACAAUAUUAUGACACAACAGGGAUUGUCAAAGCCAUUGAUUAUGAUACAAGGGAGAAACUGAAUCACGUAGCUCAAGUAAUGGCAACUGAUGGACUUCAAUGCGUUGCUUUUGCACAUAAAAAAACUUCCAUAGAUCUUUAUGAAAAUGGAAUAUCCCAUCAAUUAAUAGAAGAUGAUUGCUUGGCAUUCAUAGGAUUAGUUGGUGUAAAGGAUCUAUGCCAACCUGGGGUUCAAAAAGCUGUAGAAGAUUGCCAAUAUGCUGGAGUGAACAUCAAAAUGGUAACAAGAGAUGGAGUUUUAGUUGCAAGAGCUAUAGCAACUGAAUGUGGCAUACUCAAGCCUGAACAAAGCAUGGAGAGUGAAGUAGUAGAAGGGGCAGAAUUUCAAAAUUACACAGAAGAGGAGAGAAUGGCAAAGGUUGAUAAAAUUCGUGUGAUGGCAAGUGCCUCUCCUUCUGACAUUCUUCUUAUGGUGAAAUAUUUAAGACAAAAAGGCCACAUGGUGGCAGUUAUUGGUACUGACACAGAGGAUGCAGCUGCUUUGAGGGAAGCUGAUAUAGGCAUCUCUAUGGGGAUUCAGGCCGCUGAUGUAGCCAAAGAGAGCUCUGACAUAGUCAUAUUGGAUGAUUUUGUUUCUGUUGUCAAUGUUUUGAAAUGGGGGAGAACUAUGUUUAACCAAAUCCAGAUAUUUGCUCAGUUCCAGCUCACACUGAGCAUUACUUCACUAGCGAUUGACUUUGUGACAGCAGUUUCAGCUAGUGAGCCACCAACCAUCAAAAUUGUAGCUACCAUCUCAUCCGGAGAAAUCCCAUUUGCAGCUCUACAAGUUUUGUGGGUGAAGCUAAUCAUGGGUACAUUGGCUGCUGUGGCUCUUGCUACAGGGCAACCCUCUAAGGAGCUCAUGAAGUGUCCAGUGGAUGGAAAACCUCUUAUAACCAACAUCAUGUGGAGAAACAUAUUAGCGCAAGCUAUCUACCACGUAGCUAUCCUAUUGACCAUACAUUUCAAGGGCAAAGCAAUCUUCGGCGUGAAUGAGGAGGUAAAAGACACUAUGAUGUUCAAUACUUUUGUUCUUUGUCAAGUAUUUAAUAAAUUCAAUGCAAGAGAGCUAAAGAAGAAGAACAUCUUUAAGAGGAUACACAAGAACAAAUUGUUUGUAGGCAUCAUAGGGGCAAUAAUUAUUCUUCAAGUCGUGAUGGUGGAAUUUCUAAAGAGGUUUGCUGGUACAGAGAGGCUGAAUUGGGAGCAAUGGGGUGCUAGCAUUGGAAUCGCAGCUAUGUCAUGGCCAGUUGCUUGGUAUGUCAAGCGGAUACCUGUCCCAAACAAACCAUUUUUUAACUAUCUAAAGUGGAAGAAUUAGGACUUAGAAAUACAGUUAGUAAUCCUUAGGGUUUGGUAUAUAGUUUUGUGAUAAAUUCUAGAGUUCUAUUAGCAUUUGAUAGUGCACUUGUUCGCUAAUAAAAUAUGAUUUAGAUUUUGUACGGUUUCAUAAAUAUAUAAUUUUGUUUCCUCCAAUUAGGGCAGCUUUUACAACGUUAUAUCCUUUUGUUGGGACAAAAGCAAGGCAAGGAUAGAAAAGAAGCA
Messenger RNA from Hevea brasiliensis (rubber tree), 3525 nucleotides. RefSeq names its product putative calcium-transporting ATPase 13, plasma membrane-type. The record is from RefSeq and is a predicted model, not a curated record. The transcript has a single exon. Lineage: Eukaryota; Viridiplantae; Streptophyta; Magnoliopsida; Malpighiales; Euphorbiaceae. Gene Ontology annotation, molecular function: ATP hydrolysis activity; ATP binding; P-type calcium transporter activity. Gene Ontology annotation, cellular component: membrane; intracellular membrane-bounded organelle. Bases 287 to 3301 code for a protein of 1004 amino acids. Gene Ontology annotation, biological process: calcium ion transmembrane transport.